AUGAAGAAGGCGGCGGCGUCACCGGCGCCAGCGGCGACGGUGGUCCUGGCGGUGGCGGCCCUGCUCCUCUCCUCGGCGGUGGCGGCCGUCUCCGGGCAGCAGCAGCCGAAGCAGACGGCGGACAACAACCCGCGGCUGCAGAAGGCGUACGUGGCGCUACAGGCGCUGAAGCGGUCGAUCACGGAGGACCCCAAGAACCUGACGACGAACUGGUGCGGCCCGGACGUGUGCGCCUACUUCGGCGUGUACUGCACAACGGCGCCGGACGACCCUCACUCCCAGACCGUGGCCGGCCUCGACCUCAACCACGGCGACCUGGCGGGGACGUUCCCGGAGGAGCUAGGCCUACUCUCCGACCUCGCGCUGCUCCACCUCAACUCCAACCGCUUCUCCGGCACCCUCCCGGAGUCCCUCCCCAAGCUGCGGCUCCUCCACGAGCUGGACGUCAGCAACAACCGCCUGACCGGCGGGUUCCCGCAGCACAUCCUGUGCCUGCCCAACGUCAAGUACGUCGACCUCCGGUUCAACAAUCUCUGCGGUCCGGUGCCGCCGGCGCUCUUCGACAAGCCGCUCGACGCCAUCUUCCUCAACGACAACCACUUCGACUUCGAGCUCCCCGAGAACCUCGGCAACUCGCCGGCGUCGGUGGUGGUGCUCGCCAACCUGCGCCUGCGCGGGUGCAUCCCGCCGAGCGUGGCGCGGAUGGCGGGCACGCUCAACGAGCUCGUCGUCCUCAACGCCGGGCUGCGGUCCUGCAUCCCGCAGGAGGUGGGGUGGUUACGUGAGCUCACCGUGCUGGACCUCAGCUUCAACGAGCUCCAGGGCAUGCUGCCGGAGUCCUUGGCCGGGCUGCACAAGCUCCAGCAGCUCGACGUCGCGCACAACGAGCUGUGGGGGCAUAUCCCUGAGGGCGUCUGCGCGCUGCCCAGCCUCAGGAACUUCACCUACUCGUACAACUACUUCUGCACCGAGCCGCAGCGGUGCCUCGACAUCCGCCGCGUCGACGACCGCCAGAACUGCAUCGCCGGACGGCCCGACCAGCGGCCCACCGACCAGUGCCUCGCCUUCCUGCACCGCCCGCCCGUGCACUGCGACGAGCACGGCUGCUUCGGGCCGCCGACGCACUACUAG
This is a messenger RNA of Miscanthus lutarioriparius, 1131 nucleotides long. NCBI's taxonomy places the organism in Eukaryota, Viridiplantae, Streptophyta, Magnoliopsida, Poales, Poaceae. The record is from the annotation of a GenBank genome assembly.